Molecule: messenger RNA, 4483 nt
Organism: Ziziphus jujuba (common jujube)
Lineage: Eukaryota; Viridiplantae; Streptophyta; Magnoliopsida; Rosales; Rhamnaceae
Product: disease resistance protein RGA2-like
Exons: 5
Coding region: 136-3681 (1181 amino acids)
Biological process (GO): defense response to other organism
Molecular function (GO): ADP binding; protein binding
Source: RefSeq, a predicted model, not a curated record
CAUAGCUCAUAGAGAAAGGAAAAAAGGCAAUAUAGAUAAUUGACAAGGAAGCACAGAUAUCCUCCACAACCAUAACCUUUGUCUUGCAAACUCUGAAAACAAUUUCAGCUUUCUUUUUACCUCUCCAUCAAGCCAAUGGCAGAUAUUGUCCUCUCUGGCAUUGCCGAGGAGAUUAUUGGGAGGUUAGCUUCUGCAGCUGUGCAAGAAAUCGGAUUGCUAUGGAGCGUAAAGGAUGAGCUUUCGGAACUUGAAGAAACCAUGUCAACAACAAAAGCUGUACUUCUUGAUGCAGAGGAGAUGCAGACCCAUAACCAUCAGGUCAGAACUUGGCUCAAGAGGCUUGAAGAUGCUGUUUGUGAAGCUGAUGACUUGAUGGAUGAGUUCAAUACUGAAGCAGCUUUGCAACAACAAGGAAUGCUUGGAAAUGAAAUGACCAAGCAGGUAUGUACUUUCUUCUCAGCCUCAAACCAAGUUGCUUUUCGACACAAGUUGGGUCACAAAAUAAUAGCUAUUAAGGAAAAGCUAACUGCCAUUAGGGAUGAUAGAAAUUUCCAUUUGGAGGAGAGACAUGAAGAGACUAGAGUUGUGACUAGAGGGACGGGGCCUACUCACUCUUAUGUGCCUGAAGAGGAAGUUAUAGGGAGGUAUAGAGACAGAAUGGCGAUCAUGGAAUAUUUGAUGGAUGCCGAAAUUGAAGAGAAUGUAGGGGUAAUUCCUAUAGUUGGUACUGGAGGGCUAGGAAAAACUACACUUGCUCAGGUAGUGUUUAAUGAUGAGAAGGUUGAAAAGCAUUUUGAUUUGAGAAUGUGGGUGUAUGUAUGUAAAAGUUUCAAUAUAAAAUUACUUGUUGAGAAAAUCAUCAAGUCUGCAACUAAUAAGGGCUUGGAAAACUUGGAGAUGGAUCAAUUGCAAAAGGUGCUUCAAAAAGAAAUAAGUGGAAAAAGAUAUCUCCUUAUACUAGAUGAUGUAUGGAAUGAAAACCGUGAAAUAUGGCUAAGUCUGAAAAUUUUAUUAUCAAAUUGUGGAAAGGGGAGUAGAAUAAUUAUAACUACUCGUAGUCUUGUGGUUGGAGAGAUUACAAGUAGCAUGAAGCCAUAUAUUUUGGGGAGAUUAAAUCAAGAUGAAUCGUGGGCUCUAUUUAAAAAGGUGGCUUUUAAUUAUGGAGAAGAGCCAAAAAAUUACAAUAUCUCAGUAAUUGGGAAGGAAAUUAUUGAAAAAUGUGGGGGUUUUCCUCUUGCCAUAAGGACAAUAGGAAGGAUGUUGUAUUUUAAAAAUCCAGAAGCAGAAUGGUCUUCCUUCCUCAAAAUGGAAUUUUCAAAAAUCCCUCAAGAAGGAAAUUAUAUUUUACCAACCCUUAAACUUAGUUAUGAUAAUCUCCCGGCAGAUUUGAAACGUUGUUUUGCCUUUUGUAAACUCUUUCCAAAGGGUCAUCAAAUCGAUAUAAAGUUGCUAAUAAAUCUUUGGAUGGCACUAGGAUUUAUUAAGAUAUCAGAUUCAACUAAGUCUUUGGUAGAGGUGGGCAAUGAGUACUUUAUGGAUUUACUUUGGAGAUCAUUCUUUCAAGAAUUAGAAGAAGAUGAUGAAGGUAAUAAAACAUGCAAAAUGCAUGCCCUCAUGCAUGAUCUUGCAACACAAGUGGGAGGAGCAAGGUAUGCUGUUCUGGAAACAAAUAAAAAAAGUAAUUUCAACCAAGCCACCCAUCAUGUUUCUUUUGAUUUUCAUUUAGAUUCAUCAGAGAAAGUUCCAACUACAUUGCUCGAAGCAAACAAGAUUCGAACAAUUCUUUUGCUUCGUCAAUCAUCGCGUAAAAUUCGAGGAAGACGUGGUCAAUCAGUCUGCGAUGUAAUUGUAUCAAGUUUUAAGUCUGUACGCUUGUUGGAUCUUCACAAUUUGGGGAUUAAGAUAGUGCCAACUUGUAUAGGUAAGUUGAAGCAUCUAAGGUAUCUUGACCUAUCCGAAAAUGAAGACAUCAAGAUGUUGCCGGAUUCAAUUACAUUGCUUUAUAAUUUGCAAACGUUGAAACUCUCAUAUUGCACGAAGCUCCAAGAAUUACCAAGAGACUUGAACAAGCUAGUCAACCUUGUAAACCUUGAGAUUGAUAUGUGCUACAGUCUGACUCAUAUGCCAGGUGGACUUGGUCAACUGACUAAUCUUCAGACAUUAUCACGGUUCGUAUUGAAGGAAGGCACAAGCCGUACUACUAUUAAGUCCAAGCGCAGUUGUAAUCAUGAGGUGGGUGAGCUAAGUGACUUGAUGGGACUAAACAAUAUUAGAGGAAAGUUGAGUAUUAUCAACUUAGGAAAUGGGGAUCAAGAUAGUAAGACUGCAAAUUUAAAGGAUAAACAACAUCUUUGCAGUUUAUCUCUAUGUUGGCAUGUGGAUUAUGAUUAUGGUAAAUUGUACUGGGAUUUAGUUGAUGGUCAUGUAAAUGUAAAUGAUGAUUUACUUUUACCAAGUUAUUUAAAGGAUGUGGAGUACGAAGCAACACUGGAAGGCCUCGAGCCUCACCCAAAUUUGAAGGGAUUGUGUUUAGAAUACUACGAGGGUGUGGAAUUUCCAAGUUGGCUUCCAUCGCAUGCGAAUCUUGAAUGUUUGUUCCUUAAAAAUAGUCUAAAAUGCCAGUAUUUGCCGCCAUUAAAUGGAUUGGUUUCUCUCAAAGUACUGAAUCUAGAAGGAGUGCUUGGUCUGGAGUACAUUUCAGAUGCCUCCCCUGCGUCAUCUACAACGUCAGUUUUACUGCCGGCGUUGGAAAUUUUAGAAUUUAUCAGAUUGCCCAAUCUAAAGGGAUGGUGGAGAAGGACGGAUAUUAAUGAUUGCAAAGAUGGCAUCUCAAUGAAUGAUCACGUCUCACUUUCAUUUCCACGUCUUCAUCGAUUUAUUAUUAUUGGGUGUCCCAAGUUGAGCUUUUUGCCUAUGUCCCCAAACAUAAAAAAUUUACUGGUGCAGAACAAUAUAUGGAAGCCAUUCCAGCUGGCAGUACUGACGGCAUCCACAUUCUCCAACUUGAGUCUUCUUGCUCUUUUCAAAAUUGAAGAUUUACAGUCUCUUCCAGAAUGGCUCAAAUACCUCACUUGUCUCCGAAAUUUAGGUAUCAUAAGCUGCAAUAACUUGAUGUCUUUGUCUCCUGGCAUUCAACAGCUUGCUUCAUUACUUGAAGGUUUGAGAAUCGACGACUGCCAACAGCUUGACAUGUUUAAUGAUGUUGGUGACCUUAACUUCUGGAAAGCCCUCACAAAUUUAUGUUCACUGGAGUUGAGAUGGUCACCUCAGUUGAAGACUCACCUCCCUCAAGGGAUUCAAUAUCUUACGAGCUUGCAAGAACUUAAGAUUGAGUACUGCAGCAAUUUGAUUAGCAUUGAUUCAGAGUGGAUAACCAACCUCAAAUCUCUCAAUGCACUCACGAUUCGUGCUUGCCCAAAUUUAACAUCGUUGCCCCAAGGAAUACGUCACCUCACCUCUUUACACACACUGGAGAUUGUAGAUUGUCCGAUCUUAUUCAAAGCAUGUCAAACUGAUGUAGGCGAGCAUUGGCCUAAGGUUGCUCAAGUCCCUAAUUUCAUCUUGAAAUCAACCGCAACUUCAGAUGAUGAUGAUUCCCAAACCACCUCUACUUUUCUAGGGUGCAAUUGGAACGUGUUUAACAAGAUCCGGAUACCACAGUUUUCCAACAAAAGAACUUAAUAAUGAAUCUGAUGAUCAGUUUAUGUAGCAACUACUGAAAAGUCUACGGAUGCUCCAUUUGGGAAAUAAAUUACCUCAGAUGAAGACUCUUCCUGAGGGGCUUCAACAUGUUACCAGCUUGCAGUCAAAAAAAUGUGAAAAUUUGAUUGGCAUUCCAGAAUGGAUAAGUAACCUCAAAUCCCUCUUUCCACUCCAUUCUAGAAGGUGCUGAAGUUUGAUAACACUGCCCAAGGAAUAAGUCAGCUUACCUGUUUACACCAAUUGAAGAUCAAAGAUUGUCCCAUCUUAUUCGAAAGAUGCCAAAGAGAAAUAGGAAGCAUGGUAUGAUGCUGCAGAGUACAUGGUGAUCGAAUGUGACUGCUAUAUAUGGUGGAUAGAGCGAUGGCCGAUUGAAUCUGUGUAGUAGAUUCAAUUCAAAGUCAUUAACGAAGCAAGUUAAUUUUCAUUUUUUAAGCUGUCAUUUGGUUGGACUGGCUAAUUUGUCCUUCUUCUCGUAUGCUCAAAUAAGUUUCAUAUUAUUCUACUCCUGCAGACUAGAUGGUAAAAGAGUAGCUGAGUGCUGUUACGAUUGGAAAAUGGAUAAUGGGAUCUUAUCAUAAGGUUGUCCCAUCUUAUUCAAAAGAUUCCAAAGAGAAAUAGGUGAGUAUUUUUCUAAAGGUGCUCAAAUCCCAGAGUUAAUCUUGAAAUCAACUACUUUAAAUGUUGAUUCUCAAUCCUCUUACUUUCUAGCGCAGGUUGUAAUUGGAAAUUAUUUAACAAGUUUCGUAUAUCACAAUUUUUGUAAGAAAGGAAUGUCAUAGUG